Molecule: messenger RNA, 2369 nt
Organism: Epinephelus moara (kelp grouper)
Lineage: Eukaryota; Metazoa; Chordata; Actinopteri; Perciformes; Serranidae
Gene: rnf11a
Product: ring finger protein 11a
Exons: 3
Coding region: 334-777 (147 amino acids)
Source: RefSeq, a predicted model, not a curated record
GUUUGUGUGUUUUUCGUAAACACAAGAAGGCAAUACACAACCAGACACAAAAACACCUCGCCGUGACGGUUAGAAUAUAUGUCACCAGUCGUCCUACCGGCCACCGUAUAGCUCAGUGUGAGGAGUUUAUCCCGUCAAGAGAGCGACGUCGCUUCUCCCGUCGACUUUCCGUCAAGCUCGUCAAGGAAUGACAACAAACUAUCAGCUAACAGCUAGCUAAGCUAAUGCCAACUCGUUCACACGUUAGCUAGGUAGCUUAGCUCCAAUUGACGCUUAGCUAAGUGUCUGUCUCCCUCCGAGCCAAGUGGACUCGCUCAUGGUGGUCCCAGUUCAAUGGGGAACUGCCUGUUUUCACAAGGUGCGGAUGACCUGUCGCUGCUGAACGAGUCCGAGGGGGGCAGUCUGCCCGGAGAGCCUCCGCCGCCCUACCAGGAGCGCACCCAGCCUGUGCCAGUGUACCAUCCCACCCCAGGGGAGAGCCGUCUAGCUUACCAACUGACCGAAGAGGAGCAGGUCCGCAUUGCUCAGCGAAUCGGCCUCAUCCAUCACCUGCCCAAAGGCAUCUUCGACCCGGGCUCAGACCCCUCUGACAAGAAAGUUAAAGAGUGUGUGAUCUGCAUGAUGGAUUUUGAGUACGGUGAUCCCAUCCGGUUCUUGCCCUGCCUUCAUAUUUACCACGUCGAUUGCAUUGACCCCUGGCUGAUGCGCUCCUUCACCUGCCCUUCCUGCAUGGAGCCGGUAGACGCAGCCCUGCUGUCCUCUUACGAAACCAACUGAGCAGCCCCACGACGGCCGCUUCUGCCUAAAAGUAACUGCACCUUUUUUAGCCGAAACUGUCCUAGCUGUUCCAACAGGUAGCCAAGGUGAUGUGGCAUUAUGCAGAUGUUUUGGAGGGUGUUUUAGGAAACAGAUAGGUGUUGAAAACUGUGCCCACAGUACAUUGUUUAAGUCUGUUAAGCACCUAUUUCAGGCUUUGGAAACUCUUUGCCUUUUACAGUAGGACAACGUGCCAAAUAAAACUAGAUGAAGAAUAUGGAAAGCUGAACACGUAGCAAAAAUAUUACUGCAAAGUAAUUUCACUUUUGUAUGUCUAUUUUAAUUUGUGUUUUUAUGGUAAUUAGAUGCAUGUCACAAAUGUAAUUGACUCCCCCUUUCUAGACGUAAUGUGCAAUAUGUUUGUAUAAAUGGAGAAAAUGUAGGGAAUUGUCUUGGUCAAGUGAAGUUACUGUGUUUUUAAAAUGAACCAGUGGCCUUGAAUGUCACUCAAACACAGGCUGCUCUACUUAUAUGCAAUCAUCAAAACAGAAAAAUAUGUUUUACUGAACAAAGUUAAGUUAUGAGGUCCCAUGACCACCCAUGUCUACAGCGCUAUGAGAUAGAGUGGUGCCAUUUUAGAUAGAAGAUAUUUGAAGAUUGAAUCUAUUUUAUUUGACUAGGGUCUUGUUGUCUGUACUGUAGUUUUUCCUUUAAAGCUGCUUUUACAAAUAUGAAUCAGUCUUUUUGCCUUCCCACAGUAUGGAUCCCUUCCUUUGUUUUGCCUUGAGUGUGUGCUCUCUGUGUGUUCUUUUCAUUGUUUACUGUCAGUGACAUUUACAAACAAAAUACGCUGUGCAAUUCCCCUUAAAGCACCUUGGGAUACCCCUCGUCUGGCACCCUGUAGCUUGUAGAUUUCGUAGAUGAUUGUGUGUUUUGAUAUGUGUGUCUGUGUGUGUUUUUUGAGGAGAUGGUGGGUAGAGAUUGGCAUGUUGAGGUAACAUUGUGAAUUAACCCUGUCAGUUGUAAACCCGUGUCAUUUCUUCUGUUUUAGUUUGAAGCCGUUGAGUUUUGUUUUGUGUUGAUGGCCUUCUCAUAGAAAGUGAUACAUUUUCAGAGCUCCGUGGUCUGGUGAAACAAAUUUGCUUUAUCUUUUGGUAUUAGGCGUGUACUCUCUGAUACUGACUGCGUAGUAAUGUAUAGCACAAACAAGUAAAAUGCUGAAGGAGGAGCUGCAGCAGUAAAAGGGAAUGUAUCUUGAAUGUAAAGCAUUAUUUCAGCUUUUAAAGAUUCGGACAGUUUACGUGACAGUAAGAGGACAUUUCUGAUUUACUCAGGCUGCUGUGCCUUUUAAGGUUGAGGUAAGCCAAUUCCUGUGAAGUACAAUCAUUUCUGACAUGACUUGUUUUUCUUUUAGUUGUCCUCUACGGGGAAACAGAUACCAGCACUCUACUGAUUUGUGUCACUAUAAAUUAGACCAGAAAUGAAGCCAGACAUUUGCUCUGGCUGCUGUUAACAAUCAGUUUGUGUUUUUAAUUUAUAAUGUGUGCCACUGGUGCGCAGAUUUUAGGAAAGUCAUGAAACCACAAUAAAAGUGGAUACCAAAUUUUACACAA